AUGAGCACACGAGCCAUGUCUGAAGGUACACAUAGCUAUUCCAUCAAAAGCGAAACGCUGGUUAGCAACUGCAAUCGUUCAGAGGAGUCAACAGAGGAUUCAGUUCGUCUUUCCGGUACGGAGGCACACAGAUCUGGAGAUCUCGUCAAAAUUUUAACUCAACAUUUUGAGCCUGAAGAUGCCAUCCGAAUGAAUGCCAAUAUGGAAAAAACAGAAACGUUCCGAUCCGGUCACGAAAGUGCUCCAAAUCGCUCUAUUAUCUCUCGAAUUUUUACCAACAAACCGAACGGUGGCAUAGACUUACCACCAGAUGGAGGUUACGGCUGGAUAUGCUGCAUAUGCGUUACACUUAUUAUGUUUUCAACGUGGGGUGCUAAUUGCGCUUUCGGAGUUUACCUCGCAUACUAUUUCAACAAUGGAGUUUUCGAAGGGGCCUCCAAGUACGAUUAUGCGCUGGUAGCCGGGAUGACUGUAGCCUUUGGACAGGGCAUGGCACCUAUGGCCUUAUUUCUGACACGUGUUAUGGGAUGCAAGGGCCCCAUGUACAUUGGCAUUACGUUCAUGUUUCUAGGCCUCCUUUUGGCAACAUUCGCAACUAAACUCUGGCAGUUAUACCUCACACAAGGCGUGCUGAUUGGUAUUUCAAAUGCGUUACUUUAUGCACCUGCAACUACAAUUUUGCCUGGGUGGUUCCUCAAGAAGAGGUCGUUGGCGCUUGGAUUCUCGCUUACGGGAACUGGUGCUGGCGGUGUGACUUAUUCAAUGACUGUCAGCAAGCUCAUUCAAGAAACUGGUGAUCAACGUUGGCCGCUUCGUGUGAUGGCUAUUGCAUGCACUCUCACAAGUAUAGUAGCCACUCUCUUACUUCGGCAAAAAAACCCAAUUCAACCGUGUGGUUAUAAAUCCUGGACCGCAAUCAAGGAGCAAUUCCACAUUAUUUUUUCCAUGCGUGUUGCAACUAUGUACAAUGUUGAGCUGGUAGCUGUCUGGUUCGCAUUCGCCUUGUUUGGGUACAACUUGAUGGUUUUCACUCUUUCGCCUUACGCUGUUGCCAAAGGUCUGUCACCCGACCAGGCUGCCCUUUUAACGACUUGUCUUAACGCAGCACAGUGUGUGGGUAGACCUUCCAUGGGCUACCUUGGAGACAGAUUUGGCCGAAUAAAUAUAACGGUGACGCUAACCACCGUCUUAACUAUUUUCACGUUCGCAUUCUGGCUCACCUGCCAUAACUUUGUCCAGCUAUUGUUUUUUUCUAUCUGCAUAGGGUCCUGUGUCGGAGUUGCUAACGUCAUGAGUACGGUGUUGAUCGCAGAUAGCGUUCAUUCCGAAGAUUUCCUGCCGGCUUGGAGUUUCGUCAAUUCGCUUGGAUCGCCAUUUUUGCUGGUCUGCGAAGUGAUCGCGCAGUCCCUUACUAAUCCCACCAACCGGGCUAAUCCAUACCUCCAUACUCAAGUAUUUGCCGGGUUAUGCUUUUUUUGCGCGCUAAUGCUUAUACUUUUGUUGCGCGAAAUAAGUGUACGAUUGAAACUAGAAACAACCGUUCGAAGUAGGCCAUCAAGCAUCGGUGUCUACGAGAGUGAUUCCGACCAGCAAGCCGCUCAUUCCGAGCUUGAUGAAAAGCACAGCAUGCAUACUGCCUUGCUUGAAAAGGGUCCUCGACGCUUUCUAGAGCGCAUGUUCCACGUCACCAAAGUAUGA
Lachancea lanzarotensis is the source of this 1698-nucleotide messenger RNA. Its product is annotated as LALA0S01e19284g1_1. NCBI's taxonomy places the organism in Eukaryota, Fungi, Ascomycota, Saccharomycetes, Saccharomycetales, Saccharomycetaceae. The record is from RefSeq and is a predicted model, not a curated record. The transcript has a single exon. Bases 1 to 1698 code for a protein of 565 amino acids. Gene Ontology annotation, molecular function: transmembrane transporter activity. Gene Ontology annotation, biological process: transmembrane transport.